AAAGCUGGGGUGAAAAAAAGCUGGUAGCAAUUUUGGUGUUUGGUAAACUUUGAAAAACAGCUUUAUUUCAAAGUUGAGGGUGAAAAAAAGCCCAAAACCUGAAGCUGCAAAUAGCAGCUUCAGAAAACAGCUUAUUUUCAAAACACGGAGCUACAGUAAUUCUUUUAAUGAAAAUUUCAAAUUACCAAUGUUGCCUUCGUUUCUCUCUGCCUUCUCUCUCGCACGCCCUCCUAGAAAUCACAGAACAUUCACACCCUCUUCUCUCUCGCACGCCCUCCUGAAAUCGCCCUCUUCUCCUCUGUUGCCUGCAGUUGCACCUCUUCUCCUCCUCCUCCUUUUCCUCUCUCUCCGUCGGUCUCAGCGCCAGCCGUCGCCUUCCCUCCUUCUAUCGCCGUCGCCUUCCCUCUUUCCUCUGACGAGUCUAAUGUACAAAUUGCACCAGCUUAUGCCAAAGAGGGAAAAUUUUCGAUUGACUAUAUUUCCUGGACCUGUGGAUCGUGCUUUGGUAGCAGCCUUGAUUGUAAUAUUUCUCGAUUGAUCCCGGAUUAUAGAAGACCUGGCAUUGAACGUUUUCAAAAUUCUCAACGUUACAAUACAACCUAACAAGGGUAGAAUCAACCAGACGCGAAGACAUGAAGUAGUUAAAGCCCCCGAUACUUAUCAACAGACCGAUUGGUCAGUAGUUCAUGAUCUCUGGAACCAUUUUUCCCGUUCAAGAGUUGGAUUACAUUUUGUUGUCAGCUAUUAGGCACAAAACGGUGUACUUCAGCAUCACUUUUUAAAGAUCUAUGAUCAAGUAGCUUAGGUCUUUGCUGUUCUUUCAAAGAAAUUGUGGUCUUCAGUGCAAAUUCGAUGAUUUUUUGAAGUUUGCGAAGGGUUGAAACUGGCUAGGAUUUUCCAGUUACUUGUCUUAGGUAUGAACUACAUGUUUCAAGUCGA
Malus domestica (apple) is the source of this 939-nucleotide messenger RNA. NCBI's taxonomy places the organism in Eukaryota, Viridiplantae, Streptophyta, Magnoliopsida, Rosales, Rosaceae. The record is from RefSeq and is a predicted model, not a curated record.